CGCUCGCCCAGCGCCCGUGUGUGGGCGGGAGGCCAGGACAUGCUCACUGGGAGAGCGUCGCGCCGCGCCGCGGCUACCGCACAUGCUCCGUGGGCGCCGAGGGCACCGUCGGAGACUGGAGGUUUCUCUGAAGCUUAAUCCUCAAGAUGAGGUUCUUACUAGCAGUUUUCUUUUUCAUCUCGUUCUCCUUAUGGGUUGAAGACGUCUAUUCCAAAGAGAAGUCUUCAAAGAAAGGAAAGGGGAAAAAGAAGCAGUAUCUAUGUCCAUCCCAGCAAUCAGCUGAAGACCUUGCAAGAGUACCUGCAAACUCUACCAGCAAUAUCUUGAAUCGGCUGUUGCUCAGUUACGAUCCCAGGAUAAGGCCUAAUUUCAAAGGAAUUCCAGUCGAUGUUGCAGUCAACAUCUUCAUUAACAGCUUUGGGUCAAUUCAAGAGACAACUAUGGAUUAUAGAGUCAAUAUCUUUCUAAGACAGAAGUGGAAUGACCCCAGGCUCAAACUGCCCAAUGACUGGAGAGGUUCAGAUACGCUGACAGUGGACCCAACUAUGUUUAAAUGUCUUUGGAAGCCGGACUUAUUCUUUGCAAAUGAAAAAAAUGCUAACUUCCAUGAUGUCACACAAGAAAAUAUCCUUCUUUUUAUAUUUCGGGAUGGAGACGUCCUAGUCAGCAUGAGAUUGUCUAUUACUCUGUCAUGCCCUUUGGACUUGACCUUGUUUCCUAUGGAUACACAGCGCUGCAAGAUGCAAUUGGAAAGCUUUGGCUAUACAACUGAUGACUUACGAUUUAUCUGGCAGUCUGGAGAUCCUGUACAGCUAGAGAAAAUUGCUCUGCCUCAGUUUGAUAUUAAAAAGGAGGAUAUCGAAUAUGGUAACUGUACCAAGUAUUACAAAGGCACAGGUUAUUACACUUGUGUAGAAGUAAUCUUCACUUUGAGAAGACAAGUUGGAUUUUACAUGAUGGGUGUUUAUGCUCCUACACUGCUAAUUGUUGUUCUAUCCUGGCUGUCAUUUUGGAUCAAUCCUGAUGCAAGCGCUGCAAGAGUCCCACUGGGUAUUUUCUCAGUGCUCAGCUUGGCAUCUGAAUGUACCACUCUUGCCGCUGAACUUCCCAAAGUGUCCUACGUGAAGGCCUUAGAUGUCUGGCUGAUUGUUUGCCUGCUCUUUGGGUUUGCGUCCCUGGUGGAGUAUGCGGUGGUUCAGGUAAUGCUGAACAAUCCAAAGAGAAUUGAAGCUGAAAAAGCAAAGAUUGCCAAGGCAGAGCAAGUGGAAGGGAAGGGUGGAAAUGCUGCCAAGAAGAACACGGUGAAUGGCACCGGGACUCCUGUCCACAUCAGCACUUUACAGGUUGGUGAGACCAGAUGCAAAAAAGUUUGCACUUCGAAAUCUGAUCUGAGAUCCAAUGAUUUCAGCAUCGUUGGAAGCUUGCCAAGGGAUUUUGAAUUAUCGAAUUAUGACUGUUAUGGGAAGCCCAUUGAAGUCAACAAUGGGCUCGGGAAAUCUCAAGCCAAGAACAACAAGAAGCCUCCUCCUCCCAAGCCUGUCAUUCCAUCAGCAGCAAAGAGAAUCGAUCUUUAUGCAAGAGCACUGUUCCCUUUUUGCUUCUUGUUCUUCAACGUCAUAUACUGGUCCAUAUAUUUAUGAUAAACCUUUUAUUUAUUUUUUUCAUAUGUGUAAAAUAUAUCCCAUUUCAUUACCCCUUCCCAGUCAUGAAGGCCACUGUGUGAAAUUAUUUGCAUUUGCAAAGCAGUAUGUUGCAUCUUGAUGCCAUGCGAUUGUACUGAACAUAUGGCAUCUGAAACGUGAAUGAAAGCAUGACACUGCAAUGUCUGUGCUCCGACCAACAUUGUAUAUAAAUGUACAGCAUACAUCCUGCUUUAGGAAUAUAUAUGAAGGACAAUGCAUACUACAUUAUAAAGCUGAAUAACGCUCCUCAGUUAUUAGUAACAUACAGAGAUUUAAAGUGUUUCUGACGAUGAAACUGAUGUGCACGUUGAGUAUUAUUAAAAUCAGUAUUCUAGUAUAUGUAGUAUUUAACAGCUUUUCUGCUGACUUCCAGAGGGAAAAAAAAAACAACCAAACAUCUUGUUAUUGUAUAAUUUUAGAUGGCACUGUUGAAGAAAAAGCUAAGAUGUAAUUCACAUUAUUUAGACUUGGUAAGUGAAGGCAGCAUUGAACAAGCUGAUCUUGUCUAUGUGAAAAAAUAAAGAUCAGAGAAUUACUAAUUUUGUAAAAUCAGCUUAUUUAGGAAAGAAAACCCAACAACUGUAUCCAUCAAGGAGGCACACUUAAGUGUGUGAGAAUAUGCUGACAAUAAAAUAUUGGGCCAAAUUUUGACUACUGUGUCCUUAGGCACAAACUAGAUACAAUAGGUCAAAACCAAACAGGCCACUUUCUAGACUAGAAGUAUCAGGAGUUUUGAAGAAACAUCACAAGGUGCAGUUCAGUAUCAGGUUAUGUUAUACUUUUUUACAUUUCUCUGUCCUCUGGCUCACCUUCUGUAGCAUCUGGCAACCCUGCAGUACAUGUCACAUUUUUGUUGUGGUUGCAUUGGAUACAUCUUACUUGAUUUGUUUUGUUUAUCCCCUUGAAAGCUUUCAGUUUAAACAAACCAGUUGUUGUCAAGAUGAAAUCCCAUUUUCAUCAAUAGUUACAAUUUUUUUGUUUGUCUGUUGUAGCACGGAUGACCAAAGCUAACACCUAGCCACCAGUAGAAAUGAAGACAUGUCCAAAGAUCAUAAAAUAUGACAUGAGCCCUUGUGCCUCUGUAUUAAUUAAUGGCUGCCCUCACCAACUCGUUGAUUUGGCUGCUACUUUUUGGAGAAUAAGGUCCUAUGUGUGGUCAGUCUCUUCUGAUAGGAGGCUGCUCUCCAUUUAGCAGAGGAAACCCUAUGACAUGGAGACUACCUAAACGUGAUCUCCUCAGGGCGCGUAGGGCAGGACCUGUGGCCUCCUGUGUGUGCCAGGCACAUCCCUUCAUAAGGGCAAGUCACGAGGUGAAACACAGGCAAAAGAAAGCUGCUUGUAGGUAGAUAUCGGAGUAGUGUGUGUUCCCUUGAGAGUGUGCCAUAGAGAAACGUAACUUUUCUUGCCACUUGUAAAGCUGGGGCACCACAGUUAAUUAAAAUAUGAAAAUAAGACAGUUCUCACUAACUUGGCAAUUUAUUAAAGGAAUUAUAGUGGCUUAUUGGCUCCUCAUAUGCUAGGAGGGGACUGAAUUAAAUGUGUGAAACCUUCCAUAGUGCAAAAACCCACUUGGGCUAAAUUUCUGGCUUAUCCAGGAUGUGUUGAGCCAAUGCAGGCCGCAGAGGCACUGCUGGAUCACUUGGGUGUUGCCCACCAUGUGAACGUUGUCCACAUAGGAUGCGCAACCAGAAGGUCAAAAGUGGGAACCCAGGAACAGCGAAGCGUGCCAGCCUGGCUUCACUGGGCAGCUGUGGAUUUGCUGUGGCCAGGGUUUCUGCUGACCUCUGCCACUUUGCGAUCAACAGCCUGGUUGCGAUGAGUCGUGUUGGGUUGAAGAGAUCUGCUCUUCAGAACAUGGUCAUGCGCUUGCCACCGUCUUUCUUGUGGAGACUGCAGUGAACCACUUCGCCAGGUGGCCACAGUUUGUCCUUUGGAUUUUUUUCCGAUCCAAGGAAAUGGAAGGGAAAUCCCAAAUAUUACUGAGCCACACUGAACCGGGCAGGGAAAAAAUUAUGUCUUUAAGGUCUAGUUCAAAGUUUCAAUAUUUCUGUCUGUUGCAGGUAUGUACAGAAUUGUCAGAGACUCUAAGAAGCAAUAAGGAUAAGUCAAAGAGAGGAAGUUAGGGAGGGGUAAUUUUUAUAUGUACAGAGUGCUAUAUUUAUAGAUAUUAUUUAUUCUCAUACUUGUAUUUUUUCUUACAGUACUGGAAGGCAAGAAAAUAAUUACCUUAUGUUGGAAAAUGUAUGAAUUUUGGAAGAUAAUUUUCUUGUUAGAACUCUUCUUAAAUGAUUUAUCUGUAAUUAAUGUCUACAUUCUAUCUGUAUAAUCUCAAUUAUAGGUUUUAUUGUUGAA
Messenger RNA from Falco peregrinus (peregrine falcon), 4034 nucleotides. RefSeq names its product glycine receptor beta (gene GLRB). Gene Ontology annotation, biological process: chloride transmembrane transport; chemical synaptic transmission; nervous system process. Gene Ontology annotation, cellular component: postsynaptic membrane; synapse; neuron projection. The record is from RefSeq and is a predicted model, not a curated record. The coding region runs from base 147 to 1640 and encodes 497 amino acids. Gene Ontology annotation, molecular function: neurotransmitter receptor activity; extracellularly glycine-gated chloride channel activity; transmembrane signaling receptor activity. NCBI's taxonomy places the organism in Eukaryota, Metazoa, Chordata, Aves, Falconiformes, Falconidae. The transcript has 10 exons.